AUGGAAAAUAUCUCCGACGAAGUUGUUUACACAACCGAGCCUCCUCAGACCACUGAUGAGAAGAAGGACCAAACCGACUACGAUGCCAGUAUCGCAGAGGUAUCCAUGACCACCGUUGAGUGGGUUGCUCAGCAACUGCUCAUCCCUCCCUCCGAGCUCGAUGGAUCCUACCCUGAAGAUGUCCAUUACAUGGCUCGAAAGGUUGAGGAAAUGUCCAAUGUUACUGCCGCCAGUAUCAUCAGAGCCAACAUUGACUACCACAUGAACGACAAGAACUUGCCUGCUGGCAUGAUGGACGAGUGCCGUGACCUUCUGGAGGAAUACACACAUGGACCUGAGGGCGAGAAGGAGGACGAGAUGGUCGGAGACUAUGCCGGUGAUGACUUCCAGCCAGAGAACUCUCUCAUGAUGCGAUACUACGCCGCUCUGUUCCACGACUGGUCUCCUUAUCCCCAGGUUCGAUCUGUCACCACCCCCAUUCCUGCAGACCCCAAUGAGCAUGUCGAGACCAUUCGAUGCUACAUUGUCGGAACCAUCUGGGUUGCUAUUUCUGCUUUCGUCAACCAAUUCUUCUACCCCCGUCAGCCCGCUAUUUCUCUAACCACACCCGUGCUGCAGCUCUUCCUCUACCCCUCUGGUGUGCUUCUGCAGUACAUUCUGCCAAAGUGGGGAUUCAAGCUCUGGGGUAUCGAUUUCGCCCUCAACCCCGGCCCUUGGUCCGCCCGAGAGCAGCUCAUGGCAACCCUCAUGUGUUCCGUGGCUGCCGUGCCCCCUUACAUUAACUCCAACAUCAUUGUCCAGUACUUGCCCAUGUUCUACGACCAGUCUUGGGCCCUCGGAUUCGGAUACAUGUUCCUAUUCAUGCUGGUCACCCAGUACAUGGGUUUUGGCCUUGCUGGUCUUCUGCGACGAGUGGCUGUCUACCCCACCCGAGCUUUCUGGCCUACUUCCCUGCCGACCCUUGCUGUUAACAAGGCUCUUUUGGACGGUCACCGAAAGGAAACUGUUAGCGGAUGGAAGAUCACUGAGUACCAGGCUUUUAUGAUGUUUGGAUUUGGUGCCUUCCUCUACUUCUGGGUUCCCAACUACCUGUUCACAGCCCUCUCCACUUUCAACUGGAUGUCCUGGAUUGCCCCCAACAACAUCAAUUUGGCAACUGUCACCGGUAGUGUCACUGGAAUGGGCUUCAACCCCAUCGCCACCUUUGACUGGUCCGUGAUCACCGCUCUUGUCCAGCCUGUGUACAUGCCUCUCUACACCAUUGUCACCCAGUACGUUGGUUUCGUGCUUAGUGGUCUAUGUAUUCUUGGUGUAUGGUACUCCAACUACUACAACACCGCCUACCUUCCAAUCAACUCUAACGACCUGUUUGACAACACUGGCCAGCCUUUUGAGGUCGCCAAGGUUCUCACUAACUCCCAGCUGGAUGAGGAUAAGUACCACAACUACUCCCCGCCUUACUACACUGCUGCAAACCUGGUUCUUUACGGUAUCUUCUUCGCAAUCUACCCCAUGUCAUUCUUCUACUACGUUGCCAACGAGUGGUCUGUUUGCAAGCAGUCCGUCAAGGAUAUCUGGCUGUCUAUCCGAUACCUGAACAGAUCCAACUACGAGGGUCGAGAUGAUCCUUUCUCUCGACAGAUGGCUCAGUACAAGGAGGUGCCAGAUUGGUGGUACUAUGCCAUCCUUAUCGUCAUGUUUGGUCUUACCGUUGCCUUCGUUGAGCACUGGGAAGUCCAGACUCCCGUGUGGUCCAUUGUUCUGAUUCUCUGUGUAACCCUGGUUUUCCUGUUCCCCUUCACCAUUGUCAUGUCUGCCACUGGUGCCCAGCUUACCCUCAACGUUAUUUUGGAGCUCAUUAUGGGUUACACCAUUGCUGGUCGACCCAUUGGUAUCAAUGUCGCCAAGGCCUUUGCCGUUCAGAUUCAGGCACAGGCUCAGAACCUGUCUUCUGACCAGAAGAUUGGCCACUACAUGGCCCUUCGACCUCGAUCCAUGCUGCGGGUUCAGCUGUGGGCUACCAUGGUCAAUGGACUUGUCACCAUCGGUGUCAUCCAAUUCCAGCUGACCAAGAUUGAACACUUCUGUGACAUCAAGUACCAGAAGGAGCACGAGAAGUUCACCUGUCCCAACGAGCGAACGUUCUUCACUGCCUCUGUUAUUUGGGGUCUUUUCGGACCCAAGCGAAUGUUCGACAACCAGUACCCCGUUCUUCGAUGGGCUUUCCUCAUGGGUUUUGGCGUCUUCCUGCUCUUCUGGGGUGUCCAGACGGUCCUUCCCUGGGCGCUAGUCAAGAAGUAUCCCCAGAAGGAGCGAAAGAUUCGAAAGUGGCAGGAUCGACUUAUGAUGGUCAACCCUGUUCUCGUCGCGUUUGGUGGUCUGUCUUGGGCUCCUUACAACUUGUCCUACAUGACUGGUGGUCUUUACAUUGCCGUCCUGUUCUCUUACUACCUCCGAAAAUACUACACUGCGUGGUGGAAGAAGUACACCUACGUUAUCAAUGCUGCCCUCACCACUGGUACCGCACUCUCUGGUAUCAUCAUCUUCUUCGCUGUGCAGUACACUAACAAGGAUCUGAGCUGGUGGGGCAACAAUGUUCCUUUCGCCGGUCAAGAUGGUGCUGGACCCCCUCUGAUGGACAUCCCUGCCGACCCUGGUUACUUUGGCCCCCCUCCUUCUCAUUAUCCUUAA
Yarrowia lipolytica CLIB122 is the source of this 2691-nucleotide messenger RNA. RefSeq lists its product as uncharacterized. Gene Ontology annotation, biological process: transmembrane transport. Gene Ontology annotation, cellular component: plasma membrane. The record is from RefSeq and is a predicted model, not a curated record. Gene Ontology annotation, molecular function: oligopeptide transmembrane transporter activity. Lineage: Eukaryota; Fungi; Ascomycota; Dipodascomycetes; Dipodascales.